GGCUGCGUUGUUGGUGGGUCGAUUCUUUCGGUUAUGCUGUUAGGAUACGGUUAUCUUCAGACUGCUUUCACCUCUGAGUGGUGACGGAAGAACUGUGUGUUAAAGACACAUUGGUUUGGAGGCGUGUGGAAUUUAAGCGCAUUUUAAACCUCCGUGAAAGCUAUAGCACAAGAAACCCAACGCCCCACGUUUCACCUGGUUGUCGGUGUGAAGCUGUGGACGGUCCGUUUCUUCCAUCACGGAAGCAGAGGAGUCUUAUAAAAUCAUCUGAGGGACAGUUAUUAUAUUGAAUACCACAUCCAUCAUCCCUGGGUUCAGUGUGUGACCAGCACUGAAUUCAGUGAGUACAUCUACCACCAAUUGGCCGACAGGUAAUCUUGGACAUGAAACCUGAUGGGGUGGCAACAGCACCAUCUGAACCAAUGGAAGCCGAGGGAACAGAACCAGUAGCAGAAACGACUAGCAAUGAAGACGCAUCCCAGAAACGCUCUACACCAUCACUUCCACAACCUGAUGAACCUCUAAAUGAGCAAGAGGCUCCUCCAGCUGUGAAUGAAGCUCCUGGGAAGGCAGUAGAUCCUAAAAGCAAAUCCAAAGGCCCAGUGAAAGGCAAAACUACAACAACAGGCCCAGCGACCAUUGGGCCAGGCACAAGACCCAAAGCAACCCAAAGCCGUGUGGCUAAUGGCCUCCCAAAAACUGCAGCAAGUACCAUAACCAAAAAAAACUUUUCAGCUACCUCUGUGGCAGCAGAGAAGAGGAAACCCACUGGAGCUGCUGCUCCCAGCAAGAAACCCAUUGCCCCUUCUGCUACUGUCACAACCUCAAGGACCCAACCUAGGGUGAAGGCUGUUGGAAUUAGUAGAUCAACAACUGCAACCAGCAGUACAAAGACUGGAACAACUGCUGGAACAGCAACCACCUUGAAUAAGAGACUUACCACAGCUGCCUCUAGUGUUGCAAAAAAGCCCCAAACUACAGCUCCAGUUCCAAGGCCAGCCACUGCCCCUGCUGCCAAACCCAGCACUUCAUCAACAGCCAAAGCCACGUCAGCUCCUAAAACUAACAGGACAACUGGCAGUUCAGCCCCUAGACCAGCUGCUACUUCAUCUGCAGGAAGAACGGCCAUCAGGACGACUAGUUCCACAGUUGCUAACACAAGCCACACUGUUACACAACUGCCUUUUAAACCCUCUGUUACAGCAUCAGCUGUCCGGAAAGAUGUUAGCAAAUCAGGAACCACAGCACUGGCAAAGAAACCAGCUGCCUCAACAAUGUCCCAUCUUGCAGUCAGCAAACCCUUGAAUUCCCCAACUAGCAUCAAAGCAUCCCAGCCGAAACUAGAUGACAAGAAAAGUGUGCCAACACGUAAGGUUCAUCCUAGCCCUCAAAACACUUCCUCACGGCCCACAUCAGUCAAGACCACUGCAGCCUCUCCUAGUCACAGACGGGCAGGUAGCAGCACCACAGCCAAACCACCCAAACCUACACAGUCUGUUUUACCUCUUGUGGUCAAAGGAAAGUUUGAUGCUAAAGAACCUACAACAGGGUCUGUGCAAAUUUCUGCAGCUGCAGUAGCCACUGUUGCUGUAGCAACAGCUGCAGCCAUAGUCACAGAAGAAUCUGUUUCAGUGCAUGAAGCUACUACAGGUGUUGAAAGCUCUUUGGAUGCACCAGCCUCUGACUCUUUGGAUGUUCAGGAAAAUGUAAAUGUGCAGGUCCUGAAUGCCAACUCCCAAAUUGUGCUGGAUAUUCCUAACACAGAGCCAGUGGCUCAAGAGGCCUUAAUAGAAGCUGGUCCUGUUGAAAAGACUAGUCAAAUAUCUUCUCCAAUCAAUCUGGAAUCAGAAGAACUGUGUUCAGAAAAAGUUGAUGAAAACAUUAUUGCUGUUGUGGCACCAGUUGCACAGGAAGUAGUUCAGCAAGAAACCAUAACUGCUUCAUUUGAUAACCCUGCUGCUGCCAUAGUGUCCUCUGUUGGCAUAGAGGUGGCUGAAAAAGCUGAACUAAUUAACAAUGACUGUUAUGAAUAUGUGGAUGAAGAAGAGAGGGAGGGCAGUCAACAGGUGUCUGUGUCAGAAAUGAGUGGCACCCAGCCUACUGAAGAGUCUCGGCCCGGGUCAGCUGGGCUUGCUGGGUCCCUUUGGCGGGCAGGCGCCUUGCUUUCAGAGCUUGACUCUGAGGACGUGAGCUGCAGCCAACAAGGAGCAUCAGAGCUCAGUGCCCCAGGUGUUCUGGAGGGCACCGAAAGCAUGGAUGAUCUGGGUGAUGCUAGCCUUAAAGGAGCUGAUGGUGAAGGUGCAUCUGUUGGGUCUCCUGACUUUGAAAAGGUUCCUGACAUUCUUCCUAAUGAAGAUGAUGAUGAUGACGAUGAUGAUGAUCGAGUUUAUGACAUGGAGGUAGGAUCGGAAAGAGCAGAGGACUUGCACAGGCAGCAUCAUGACAACGAGGAUGAUGAAGAGGAUGAAGAUGUUGAAAUGGCAAGUGAGGGCAUUACUGAGAGUGGGCUUGAAAGUUAUGGGAACGCAGAUGAGGAUGACUUGACGGAAGACUACAGGUUGGACAACCUGAACCGAAUCCAGCCUUCUCCCAUGGUUGUCACUGCCCCUCUGGCAGCCCCGUGGAACAAGUCCAGUUGCUUUGCUGAUCCUUGGGCCCAGCCACCACAACCAGCAUCUACUCUUCUCUUUAGUCCUUCUUCUGAACCCUUGGCUGCAGAUCCAGAAACCCUAACCCAGGCACCUGCUCAAGCAAGACUGGAUGUUCGCAACCCUGAAAAGGGCCCUUCCUCCCCCCACUCCCCAAAUCUUUUAGAGUCUUCACUUUGUUCACCUCAACAAUCCCUACUUACUGCUGCAAAGGGUGAUGUCAGCCCCAAACUAGGCAUGUCACCCCCCCAUGCCAGCAAGUCCCAGUGUGGGACCCUUAGUGGCCCUGAUCUUGCAUCUGACAGUAACAGAGACACAAUUAUGCAAGAUGAAGUGAAAGAAUAUAACAACUCCUCAGGUAUUGAGAUUCAAUCUAAAGAGUUGCUGCCAGAGCCACUAAACCCUGCACCCACUGUCAUGCCUGACAUCAUGCAAGAUCUAGGCAUUCACCUUGAAUGUGGCGAUGAGGAGGAAGAACUAGAGACAUUGCCUGCUGAUGAUGUGUUGGGUGGUCCAGCAACUGCUCCAGAAUCUGCACCAUCAUCUCCUUCAUCAGCCACUGAGGAUGAGGCAACUGACACAGAAGGUGAAAUGCAAAUCAGUGACCCUCAACCUGAGCUACUCGCCACUGGAAGUACCAAUGGAACAACCGCCGUGGCCCACAGUUUGUCCACUCUAGAGGAGCGCGAGGAAAUGGGAGGAGAGACAGAGGGUGGUGGUGGAAGUGACACCCCUCAGUCUGCCACUUCUGCUGCAUCCUAUGGCUUUGACUACAUGACUUCUAACUCAAAUGCUCAGUCAUCUGCAGAGAGUUGCAGCAAAAGCCCUGGCAUCUUUUCCCUUGAAAAUGAAGAGCAGCUCACAGAUGAGGCCAAGGAUCCUUCCCUUCUUAAAGAGCUUACCCUGAUACCUACUACUGCAUCUGGGGAAAAGAUUGACCCUCUCAAAAGCCAACAUGUGGAGUUCCAGCCCCACCCAGAGCAGCAGUACAUGCUUUGUGGAGAGUCCAGUGAGCUUCCUGAAUCGAAUUCACUACCUGGGGCUAUACCCUUAGAGUCUGGCUUGAUUGAUACUUUAUCCCCACAGCACUUGGAAGAAGAACAAGAUGCUGACACUCGGCAUCCCUACUACUCCACUGUAAGCGAAAAUACUGAUAGUCCUUUGAAAGGUAAAGUUUAGAGUGUAUUUUAACCAUCUACCUUCCAAUAUCCCAUGUUGUUUUCAUCUCUAUUUAGGGUUCUAUUUAGUCUUUAUUUGUCUAGUUUGGGGUUUCCCUGUUGAUGAUGUCUUUUAUUAAAUUAAGUGAAUGAAAAAGAAGAAAUGAAGGAAAACAUUUGUCAUUCAGAACAGUGGUGCCACUUCACAAUAUAACUACUACAAUUACAUUUAUAAGUAUAUGGCUUAGAACUCCUGUAUGUGCAAUAGUUACUACUAUUUACACUUAAGGUGACUUUCCUUUUCAAACUAACAAUUGGUGUUGGUCUGAACUGGCAUGAAAUGAUUUGUGGAGUCCACAAAACAUAAAAGAAGCCUUGAUGAAAAAUGAACAAUGUAAUGGACAUGUGAGUGUAUUUAUCCAAUUAUUAUUAUUUUUUUUUACUGAACAAAUGCAUAUUCAUUGCUUUUGUAUUCUGUAGUCUAUUAACUCCAAGUACCAAUUUUUCAUCCCUUUGCCUCUUCAUCAUCAUCUUCUGACCUCACAUUUUCUGUCUUCUGCACUUUAGGGUUUUCUAUCCCCAUACUUUUUAUGUCUUGUUUAUUUGGAGUACUUCAUGUCUUAGCGUUAAAUAAAGGUUCGACAUUUA
Xyrauchen texanus (razorback sucker) is the source of this 4453-nucleotide messenger RNA. RefSeq names its product serine/threonine-protein kinase WNK1-like. The transcript is spliced from 5 exons. Lineage: Eukaryota; Metazoa; Chordata; Actinopteri; Cypriniformes; Catostomidae. The record is from RefSeq and is a predicted model, not a curated record. Bases 384 to 3827 code for a protein of 1147 amino acids.